Messenger RNA from Limulus polyphemus (Atlantic horseshoe crab), 824 nucleotides. RefSeq lists its product as uncharacterized. NCBI's taxonomy places the organism in Eukaryota, Metazoa, Arthropoda, Merostomata, Xiphosura, Limulidae. Gene Ontology annotation, cellular component: cytoplasm. Gene Ontology annotation, molecular function: zinc ion binding; mRNA binding; translation regulator activity. The record is from RefSeq and is a predicted model, not a curated record. Gene Ontology annotation, biological process: positive regulation of cytoplasmic translation. The annotation marks the transcript as partial. The transcript has a single exon.
AUUCCUUAGAGGAAGCAGCAAGGAUAUCAGGCUGGACGGAUGCCCAGAAAGCUGAUAUACUGCGUUUAAGAACAGCAGGAGAAGCAAAGCGCUAUAUUAGGGCUUAUGGCGAACUUAGAGAAACAACAGACUAUCAGUACUUAGUGCGUAAGUUAUUACAGGAAUACAGGACACGAGAUUCCACUAAUGUUAUUCUAACUGAACUUCGUAACCUUCAUCAACAACGUGGCGAAUCAGUCCGAGUUUUCGGGCACAAGCUACAGGAGCUAGGCAAUAGGUUACGCCAAGCUUAUGCACGUCCUAGCAAGGAUAUGUUGCAGGAUACUCUAAAAUCGGAGUACGAGAGAGGGCUGUAUAGCAAUGCAGCUAGGCAACAUGUAAAUGAAGCAAAUAAAGCUCAAGCAACAUUGUUAGAUUUAAUAGAAGUAGCUACACAAGAAGAGCUACGAGAAAAGCAAUUAUAUACGACAAACAAAUAUUCGAAAUAUUCGCCUAUAAAUACAGUUAAUAACUUAGACAAGUCUAAUCCGUCGGAUACAAAGUUGCAGAAUAAGUCCGAUAGCUUCCAGUGUUACAACUGUGGAAAAGUUGGACAUCUAGCCAAAAAUUGCUUCAAGAAAUCAGCAAAACGAAAUGAGCAGACAGUGUGCUAUAACUGUGGCAUUAAAGGUCACAUGGAACGUGACUGUCGACGCCCACGAAAAAUUGAAAAUGGAAAAGCCCCAAAGGCUGGAACCUAUGGAAGAAGGUUUACUAAUAGUAAACCUACCUUCUCUAAAGGUCCAAAAAACGUAAUCCCCGCCGGGAUUGCAGAGCGAAAAUAG